AUGGAGUUUCCACAUAUAGGUGCCAACUGCGGCGACAAGUCCUGCAAUAUGUUAGAUUUUUUACCAAUGAAAUGUGAUGCAUGUUCCCAAGUGUUCUGCAGAGAUCAUAUUCAUUAUGCAACUCACAAUUGCCCGGAAUCUUACAAAAAGGAUAACCAAGUUCCAGUUUGUCCUUUGUGCAAUGCAGCAAUUCCAUUAAAAAAGGGGGAAUCACCAGACGUUGUUGUUGGUAGCCAUAUAGACAAUGACUGCCAGUCAGAUCCAGCAAGGCAGCGAAGAAAGAUUUACACUAAUAAAUGUGCUGUCAAAGGAUGUAAACAGAAAGAGCUAAUUCCAGUGACAUGUGAUCGCUGUCAGAAGAACUUCUGCCUGAAACACAGACAUGAACAGGACCAUAAAUGCUAUGGCACACAUAACUCUGGCCAGGCCAUGUCAAAAGCAGGAGCUAGCGGAACACGAACUUCCACAGGACCUUUCAUUGUAAAUUCUUCACAACACUCGAAACAACCAGAAAAGAAAACUAAUCGAAGCAGUCAGAAUACUCGAAUGGCAGCUUCAUCCCUUCAAGGACACAUGUCUGAAGAUGAAGCUUUAGCUAAGGCCUUGCAACUCUCACUUGAAGAUAAUCCGCAAGCAGCUGCUCCUGCAAGUAAAAAAAUGACACAGCAAGAAGAGGAAGACUUUCAACUUGCCCAAGCUAUAGCAGCAAGCCAAGCAGAAAAUUCUCGUGUACAUAAUGCACAAAGCACAGGUUCAUCUCAAUCUCGAGACCAGAAAUCCUGCUCUAUUUCCUGA
Molecule: messenger RNA, 795 nt
Organism: Acanthosepion pharaonis
Lineage: Eukaryota; Metazoa; Mollusca; Cephalopoda; Sepiida; Sepiidae
Source: the annotation of a GenBank genome assembly